UGCACUACAGGUCAGCUGCUGAGUCUCGGCUUCAGGGGUCGUGUAUAAUGCGCUUGGCUGAUGAACAAAAAUCACCAGAAGAAGAAAUGAGUUUGGGGGCAGCGUGCAUUUUCUUGCGAGGAGGGAAAAAUAUUUCAAGACAGCUGGAUGAUGAAGAGAUUGAUGAGCUGCGUGAUGCAUUCAAUGAGUUUGAUAAAGACAAGGAUGGGCUGAUCAGCUGUAAGGACCUGGGGAAUCUGAUGAGGACAAUGGGCUACAUGCCCACGGAGAUGGAGCUGAUUGAGCUGAGUCAAAAUAUCAACAUGAACCUUGGUGGAAAAGUGGACUUGGAGGACUUUGUGGAGCUGAUGGCCCCGAAACUUCUGGCAGAAACGGCUGGGAUGAUUGGCAUGAAGGAGCUCAAAGAUGCCUUUAAAGAGUUCGACAUGGACGGAGAUGGAGAGAUCACAACAGAGGAGCUGCGGUUGGCCAUGACCAAGCUGAUGGGAGAGCACAUGAGCCAAAGGGAGAUAGAUGCCAUUGUAAAAGAAGCAGAUGACAAUGGAGAUGGCACAGUAGACUUUGAAGAGUUCGUCAGAAUGAUGUCCAACCAAUGACAAUCGAGGAGACCGUCAAU
Perca flavescens (yellow perch) is the source of this 616-nucleotide messenger RNA. It is a transcript of the gene cabp5a, whose product is annotated as calcium binding protein 5a. Gene Ontology annotation, molecular function: calcium channel regulator activity; calcium ion binding. Bases 48 to 596 code for a protein of 182 amino acids. NCBI's taxonomy places the organism in Eukaryota, Metazoa, Chordata, Actinopteri, Perciformes, Percidae. The transcript has 7 exons. Gene Ontology annotation, cellular component: cytoplasm. The record is from RefSeq and is a predicted model, not a curated record.